UUUCAAUUGAGCGAAACGGAUUCGAGCUCCCCCAAAAGCCACUUUUCCCCACAUUAAACCCUUUUUCGGGGAAGACAGGGGUCCAACGAUCCCCUCGAAUCGGAUUCACUCUUUUGUCGAUCACCCAGGAGCACCAGGAAAAUGGCAUUCAUGCAGGCGCAGAUCACCAUGAGGGCCUUUGGAGCUGUAGAGCUCGGACACUGCGGCCCUUACAGGACAGUCGCGCGACAUGUCUCGACGUCUACAGUAGAGUCUUAUCUUUCAGUUUCGCAAGUCAUCCUACUACUUCACACUACGGAUUUAUUGCAGCUCAGGAAGCAUUGGACUCAUUACUGCCAGCUAUCUAUACUAUAUUGAACACUGAUAGUUUCGACAUCGUGUCUCCAAGACUCUGGUGCCGACCUCGAAGCAGAAGUUUGUCCAUGUCGCCGGUCAGGAGAUGGUCCCUAGUCAGCAGCUUCUACUCCGCUCCGGCAUGAUGCGCCAGUCAUCAUCUGGUAUCUACUCCAUCCUUCCAUACGGUCAGCGGAUCCUCGACAAGAUUGAAGGGAUCAUUGAUGACGAGCUGGAGAAGAUCGGAUGCCAAAAGCUAUCACUGCCAAAUCUGCUCACCGCCGAAAACUGGAAAAAGACAGGCCGUUGGGAAAGUACAGGACAGGAGAUGUUCAAGGUCAAGGAUCGUAAGGGUGCAGAUUUUUUACUGGCACCGACACAUGAGGAGGAAGUCACCACUUUGAUCGCUAAGGAAAUCCAAAGUUACCGUCAAUUGCCCAUUCGCGUCUAUCAGGUUGGAAGAAAGUUUCGAGAUGAGCUGCGAGCAAGGAGCGGGCUGUUGCGCGGAAAGGAAUUUUUGAUGAAGGAUCUGUACACAUUUGAUGUCUCUGAGGAGGAGGCCAUGAAAACUUAUGAUGAAGUUGUGUUGGCGUACAGGAGGAUCAUGCAGCGACUUGGCGUGCCAUAUGCUGUCGCUGAGGCAGACACAGGAAAUAUCGGAGGCACGCAUUCUCAUGAAUUCCAUAUUCUUUCAAGAGUCGGAGAGGACUCGCUGCUGUCGUGCGCAUCAUGCGGAUACACCUCAAAUGAAGAACGCGCUAUCGGUGUAAUCCCUACCGAUCCCACCAAGGCUGCGACGAAGUUCCGUAACUCUGAAGCAGUUCCCAAGUGGAUCGAGUCGCUGGAUGUAGUCCCCCGAUCUGCUGUGAGAAUCAAUCCCAAGCUCAAAUUCGGAAUCAUGAAGACCCCCUCAGCUGAUGACGCACAACCCGAGAUCUGCACAAUGGUCGCCGUGGCGACCUCCGGUGACCGUGAUGUGAACGAGAUCAAGGUAUCAAAAGCGAUCGGAAAAGUAGAAUUUGUGGACUCGCUAGAGGAUCUCAAGCCGUUAUUGGGAGAUACCAAGGUGGACAAGCUGAAGCUGUGCGUGGACCAAUCACUAUAUCCAGGACAAACUUCCUUAAGAUCCAAACAGGUGGCCCUCCAGGGCAACAUUCCUGAUGAUCUGAAGGCCAUGGUUCGCUCGAGGGAUGCCAAUGCGGACCUCCAGGUGGUUUAUGGUGAUUACCACAAUUGCAAACCAGAUGACGGAUGUCCUCACUGCUUCCAGCUCAAGGACUCGAUGGAGCCCAUGCAAAUGACGAGGGCUAUCGAGAUCGGUCACACAUUCAUGCUCGGCACCAAAUACUCUCAGCCCCUGGAUGCGGUGUUUGCGCCGGCGAGUGGCACGACACCGGAGCCGAUGCAGAUGGGGUGUUACGGCCUAGGUAUCACACGUCUGCUGGCAUCGAUCAUCGAAGCCUCGCAUGACCACAAGGGCAUUAUCUGGCCUGAGGCAGUUGCGCCGUUCAGGGUGGUGAUUGUGACCUCGGAGGACGAAGGGUGCAUCAACGCGGCCGAGGAUGUGCACGAUGUAGUGCAGAAGGCGCUGAAUGCAAAGUCAGAGGUGAUUAUUGACGACAGGACGGACACGACGCUGGGAUUCAAGAUGAAGGAUGCCGAGCUGAUUGGAUACCCCUGGAUGGUUGUCAUUGGAAAGGGCUUCAUGAGGACUGGUCAGGUGGAGGUGCAACACCGGAGUACGGGUGAAAAAUGGGCAUUGGAGUGGGACAAGAUCCACCCUUUCUUUCAGGAACGGCAGCUGUGAGAAUGCAUCAUAGAUCUUCAAAAAAGUAUUAGUUGAUUGAAUAUGAUCUGGACUCUAUUCCACAGUUCUACAGCUCUAGUUUACAGCAACUGUCAACAAGCACAGCCCGAGGGACAGACACGAAUAGAGC
Messenger RNA from Gamsiella multidivaricata, 2270 nucleotides. RefSeq lists its product as uncharacterized. Gene Ontology annotation, molecular function: proline-tRNA ligase activity; ATP binding. Bases 440 to 2140 code for a protein of 566 amino acids. The record is from RefSeq and is a predicted model, not a curated record. Gene Ontology annotation, biological process: prolyl-tRNA aminoacylation. Gene Ontology annotation, cellular component: cytoplasm; mitochondrion. The transcript has 4 exons. Lineage: Eukaryota; Fungi; Mortierellomycota; Mortierellomycetes; Mortierellales; Mortierellaceae.